AUGAGGUUCUCUGGCGCCUUCGCACUGCUCGCGGCCGUCCUGCCCGUGCUCGCCCUCCCCGUUCACGACAACAGUUUCCCCUACAUCGGCGUGAAGGUCUUGCGCAUCCCUACUGGCAACACCACGACGGCCCUCGAUGACCUAGUCUCUCAGUUCGACCUCAGCUCAUGGACGUCUGUCUCACGCCCCAACUCGCACAUCGACGUUGAGGUACCCAAGGCGAAGCUCAAUGCUUUCACGACUGCCGCUCAGGCGAUCCUCGACCAGGACGGCAUCGCCAAUUCGAUCGAGACGAUGCACGAAGACCUUGCAGCCAGCAUCAGAAAGGAGAGCGAGAGCAUGAUCGCCGCUGCGAGCAAGAAGGUCGCCAGUGACGACGCUGAGGCUCUCGUUGGAUUGGCGAACCAAGCGUGGUUCAACGCGUACCACUCGUAUGCUGACCAUCUGACCUUCCUUGAUGAUUUGGUUGCGACCUUCCCCAAUAAUGCCAAGAUCGUGAGCUCUGGCACCUCCAUCGGAGGCCGCGACAUCAAAGGAAUCAACAUCUUCGGCUCGAGUGGCUCUGGCACAAGGCCUGCUAUCAUUUGGCAUGGCACCGUUCACGCUCGGGAAUGGAUCACGUCUAUGACAACGGAAUACCUGGCGUACAGUCUCCUCAACAACUACGCCAAUUCCACGGAGGUCAAGUCAUACGUCGACAAAUACGAUUUCUAUAUUUUCCCCGUUGUCAACCCCGAUGGCUUUGUCUACACUCAGACCACCACGCGUCUCUGGCGUAAGAACAGGCAAGCUCCUCCCUCUGGUAGCACCUGCUAUGGUAGGGACAUCAACCGUAACUGGAACGUCGCCUGGUCUCAAACGAAUGGUGCCUCGACGAACCCCUGCUCAGAGACAUUCAAAGGCCUUGCCCCUCUAGAUGCCCGCGAGACCCAAAGCCUUGCCGACUUCAUAAACGCCAAAGCAAACUCCGCCGUUGGCGCGAAGAUGUUCCUCGACUGGCACUCUUACAGUCAGCUCUUCAUGUAUCCGUACGGCUAUUCUUGCACAAGGCUCUCUGCGGACAACACGGAGUUCGGGCAGCUCGCCUCCGGUUUCACCACAGCCCUCCGCGCUGUGCACGGGACGCGUUUCACCUCGGGCCCGAUCUGUACUACUAUCUACGCCACCACCGGGUCCUCCGUCGAUUAUGCCUAUGAUGUUUCUAAAAUUAAAUAUUCCCUCACGGUCGAGCUUCGCGACACAGGAGCGAACGGAUUCGUCCUUCCCGCCAACCAGAUCCGUCCCUCAGGCGAGGAGGUUUGGGCUGGCGUCAAGUCCUUGUUGGCAAACAUGAUAUAA
This is a messenger RNA of Cyclocybe aegerita, 1338 nucleotides long. The record is from the annotation of a GenBank genome assembly. NCBI's taxonomy places the organism in Eukaryota, Fungi, Basidiomycota, Agaricomycetes, Agaricales, Hemipholiotaceae.